AUGGCUGCUGUCACCCGCCAACCCUUUGCUCCUCUCGACGGAGCUCGUCUGCAGAACCUGACCAGCCUCAAGAACAGACAGAAUGCUAUCUCCCCGUCUUCAUCCGUGAAGCGCAAAGCUGCCGAGUCUGUCGAGGUGGACGACUCUGAGAACGUCGACCCGUCCGUCUUUUCAAAGCGCUCCAAGGGCACCGACAGCUUCUCCAAUGACCUGUUCAAGCCCUCGUCUUUGGUCCUCACCAAGGCCGCUCCCACCUACACAGCAACCUCUAAGAGCUCCCUCUUCUCGCUCACCACCUCACCCAAAACUGCACCCCGUCCUCGCUCGUACCUGCAGCCCAAGUCCCCCGCAGCCAAGCUCAACACCAAUGUCUCCAAGUCGGCCCCCCUCUCUGCUCCGGCCGGCCGCUCUCCCACUCGCGGCAGCAAGCGUGUUGGCAUCCUCUCCAACAACCGCCGCCGCACCGGUUCGUCCUUUGGCCGCGUCGAUCCUCCCGCCUUCAAGCUCUCCAAGGCCGCCCCUUUCUCCCUCGACGCCGCCCUGAAGGGCACCAUCCCCAGCUAUGCCUCGCGCUCCUCCGCUGCGCCCUCGUCGUCCCUGGAUCCCCUGAACGAGUCUGGCGCCAAGUCGGACUGGUUCUUCGACAUCCACGAGGACACGCCCGAGCAGGAGAUGACCAACCUGCUGCAGCACAGCACCUGCGUGCUGGACAUCUCGAGCGACGAGGAGUCGGAGCAGAAGGCGCGCAGGGAGCGCGACGAGGGCCGCGACAAGGAGAAUGUCCCGCCCGCCGACGACGUAAGCCAGACCUCGCGGGCCGCCAGCGCCCGGGCGGCUGUGGGCACCUCCAUGGACGACAUGGUCGUCGAGAAGUCGCGCGACCCGCUCUCGCAGCUCAACGCGGCCGACUUCUACCCCGAGGGCUGCGACGAGUCCUCCGUCGUCAUCAUCCCUGGUGAUGAUGAAGGCCGUGAUGAGGAGGAGCAGGUCCCGGAGAAGCUGGCGCCCGUGGCGGACGACAGCUACGCGUUUGCGCCGGAGGUCAAGCUCGCUGAUGAGCAGGAGCAGGAGCAGGAGCCGACGGUAGAGAGCCUGAUGGGCGCGCGGGAAGAGCCUGCGGCCAAGGCGGCCGUUCUGGAACCCAUGGAGGGCACUGGUGAGAGCUUCGACCUGUGGGAGAGCGGCAGCGCGAGGGACGAGGCCGAGCCUGUCGCUCCGGCGACGCCCAAGCCGGUGGUUGACGAAGCUGUAGCAGUUGUCGAGAUUGCGGCUUGA
Messenger RNA from Thyridium curvatum, 1275 nucleotides. RefSeq lists its product as uncharacterized. The transcript has 2 exons. The coding region runs from base 1 to 1275 and encodes 424 amino acids. The record is from RefSeq and is a predicted model, not a curated record. NCBI's taxonomy places the organism in Eukaryota, Fungi, Ascomycota, Sordariomycetes, Thyridiales, Thyridiaceae.